This is a messenger RNA of Serpula lacrymans var. lacrymans S7.9, 1832 nucleotides long. RefSeq lists its product as uncharacterized. Lineage: Eukaryota; Fungi; Basidiomycota; Agaricomycetes; Boletales; Serpulaceae. Gene Ontology annotation, molecular function: molybdate ion transmembrane transporter activity. The record is from RefSeq and is a predicted model, not a curated record. Gene Ontology annotation, cellular component: membrane. Gene Ontology annotation, biological process: molybdate ion transport. The transcript is spliced from 6 exons. The coding region runs from base 80 to 1504 and encodes 474 amino acids.
AGGUUAGAGACGCUCACCACAUCCACCGACACACUAUAACACCCACCGCGCUCUCUACUACGCCAACCACUGCCCAGCGAUGGUGGCCUUCUACGAGCUCCAACUAAUUCUCCUUGUGUCUUCCUGUCUCGUCUUUCUCUUACUCGAGCGUCAUGUUUCUCGCAAAAGAAGUACAGCUACCAAAGACCACUAUCCCGCCGACAGACUGGAGAACGGAAAUCCCUCACCACCUCUAAACUCGUUCGCGUCAUUGACGAGACAAUAUAUUGUCGUAUACGCAAUUGUUAUGGGCGCCGAUUGGCUACAAGGUCCCUACGUCUAUUCAUUAUACCGAGAACAAUACGCAUUCCCGGAGAGGACAGUCGCAGUUUUAUUUGUCACGGGUUUCGUUUCCGCUGGUAUCACUGCCCCUUUGGUUGGCGUUUGGGCAGAUCAGCAUGGCCGGAAGAAACUUUGUUUGACAUUCUGCAUAACAUACACCGCCACCUGUCUCUGCAUCCUCUUCCCAUAUCUUCCUGUCCUACUCUGCGGCCGAGUUCUGGGGGGUAUAUCGACAUCGAUACUCUACUCCGCCUUUGAAUCAUGGCUAGUAUCAUCAUCCAAUUCCUUGACUAUUCCAUCAUCAGACCUAUCGACUAUCAUGGGUCGUGCGACAUUAGUAAAUGGUUUCGUAGCUACUGGCGCCGGAAUUGCUAGUAACCAGUUGGUGACAUUGACUAAUUCAUUUGCGACGCCCUUUAUGGCUAGUGGUGUGCUUCUUCUGCUCGGGUUUAUAGCUAUUCGCGCCAGUUGGGCGGAGAACUAUGGGAGUGGAGGAGGGACUGAAUCCACCGAUAUUAUGCAGCUCAAGCGCCUCAGACAAGCUUGGCAGAUUGUUCGCAGUGAUCCACUUCUGCUAGUGAUUGGCCUCACACAAACUUGUUUCGAGGGUUCCAUGUAUCUAUUCGUCUUUCUCUGGGUCCCAGCUCUCCAAGAAGCAUCUCCUUCCUCUCUAGCGCUGCCUCUCGGAUAUAUAUUCUCUUCAUUCAUGAUUUCUAUGAUGCUCGGUUCUCUCCUUUAUACCGCUAUCUGUUCCUAUGCCCCACCACCCACACCGACUGCUCCAGGUGACUCUUCCCUGGCGCUUCAUGCAAAACUAAGCAGUCUUGUAUGUGCUGUCAGCGCCCUUGCACUUGCAGUGAGCAUCAGAUCGGACAAGGAAAAGGUGAGGUUUUGGGCGUUCUGUGCAUUUGAGGCUUGUGUGGGCAUGUAUAAUCCUGUGCAAGGAAUGCUCCGAGGGACACUGAUCUCAAAUGAACAUCGAGCUACUCUUUCUUCCUUAUUCCGCGUUCCCCUUAAUAUCUUCGUCGUCGUGUCCCUCCUGACGGGGGUCUCAUCUGCCCGCUAUGCAGUACUUUCUGCAAGCUCGCUCAUGCUCGCGUUCUCGUCGCUAAUGACGGCCGUUAUUGUGGUUGCGCGAGCGGAUGAUAUACCAACGUCUGAAACUCACCUCCGACCUGCGUAAACCGUGUAUCCAUACUCCUCCCAGGUUGAUACUAGAUACCUUCCGUGACGCGUGCUAGGCAGGGCAGACCAUGGACUGGCUGGUGAACCCCUGGUAUAAAUUCAUCACAUAACCCUUUAUUAUGUAGUUACUCCUCAUACCCGGAUUCCUGUAGACCACAUAUUACACACAAUUUACAAUUACGUUCCUCACUGCAUUGGCAGCCAGCUAGAGCCAACCUUCCGAUGCAGAUUAUUGAAGUGGCAUACAGUUACAAUAAAAACCACUAGGGUAAUCAGUUGUAGAUAUGCUGCUUGUUCAAUAGAACACUGCAGUACUGUAUUUAUCU